UUAUUCAGCAAUGUUUUGCACAAGAAAUGUCGGCCAGAAAGGGCGAUCUUCACCCGUCGUCCAAUUUUAGCACAGCCAUGACAUGCCCCAACAACCAGGCUGCGAAUUCGUUUUUUGUGGACUCGCUAAUCAACGUGAGGGGCGACGGAGGGGCUUAUUACCACAGCAACGGCGUGUAUUUACCACCGGAAUACUCCUAUGGACUCCCUGGUGGAUCCUCCUGUUUCCCCGGGAUCGGUAAGCGCACCGAGGGCAGCUCGCAGAGCGGCAUGCCGCCUUCUGCACCCUAUGCUCCGGGGAUGGAGACAUGGCUGGAGGCGUCUCGGUCCUGUAGAGUGGAGCAGCCAAGCGGCCAACACAUGACCCAGCAGUGCUCCUUCUCUGCAGCCAUCAAAGAGGAAAACGCCUAUUGCCUUUAUGAGGCGGAUAAAUGCCCCAAAGGAGCCACAGUGGAGGACAUCGCCUUCUCCGGUGUGUCUUGUCCGACCACAGGCGGCAGCACCGUGCCGGUCCCCGGCUACUUCCGCCUCUCCCAGACGUACACAUCCUCCAGGCUUUACCACGACGCGCAGCCGAGCGUGAACAGCUUCCCACUGCAGAGACCACCCCGUGUGGACACGCAGCCCCCUCUUACCGCCCCGGCACCUUCCAGUGGAGCGGAGCCCGGACUGCGGGAGAGCCGAGAGGAGGCUCCCGCGUCUGAGCCAUGCAUCUCGGCUAGAGAGGAGGACAGCCGGCUCUCAUCCGAGGGCUCGUCCUCCCCGGAGCUUGUGGAGGCAUGCAGUAUGGAGUCUGUAGAAAAGCCCAUAAAAGAAGAUGGCAAAACUGAUAGUCCGGCCAACUGGCUGACUGCAAAGAGUGGCAGGAAGAAACGCUGCCCUUACACCAAGCACCAGACUCUGGAGCUGGAGAAGGAGUUCCUCUUCAACAUGUACUUGACAAGGGAGCGUCGCCUGGAGAUCAGCCGCAGCGUGCACCUCACCGACAGGCAAGUGAAAAUCUGGUUCCAGAACAGGAGGAUGAAACUGAAAAAAAUGAGCCGGGAAAAUCGGAUCCGGGAGCUGUCCGGCAGCUAUGGUUUCUCCUGAGACUUUUGACUGACACGUGACCUCCAUCCAUGGCUUAUACAAACUGUGACAAUGAACAGGACCCUAUACUGCUAACUUAUUCUUAAAUGUUUAUUAUUUCAGCUUUCAUUCGUCGUGGAAAUGUGUAUUUAUAAUUGCCUUUGUACCCCUUGUGUUUGAAAUGUACACCAUGUGGCCACAACG
Messenger RNA from Dunckerocampus dactyliophorus (ringed pipefish), 1271 nucleotides. It is a transcript of the gene hoxa10b, whose product is annotated as homeobox A10b. The coding region runs from base 27 to 1088 and encodes 353 amino acids. Gene Ontology annotation, biological process: regulation of transcription by RNA polymerase II. The transcript has 2 exons. Gene Ontology annotation, molecular function: RNA polymerase II cis-regulatory region sequence-specific DNA binding; DNA-binding transcription factor activity, RNA polymerase II-specific. The record is from RefSeq and is a predicted model, not a curated record. Gene Ontology annotation, cellular component: nucleus. Lineage: Eukaryota; Metazoa; Chordata; Actinopteri; Syngnathiformes; Syngnathidae.